AUGUCCGACUCUGGACAGUCCGUGCUUCUCGCGACGGCCGGCUACGACCACACGAUCCGCUUCUGGGAGGCGCCGACCGGCGUGUGCUACAAGACGCUGCAGCACCCCGACUCGCAGGUCAACCAGCUGCAGAUCACGGCCGACCGGCAGCGCAUCGCCGCGGCGGGCAACCCGUCGCUGCGGCUCUUUGAGAUCAACUCCGGCCCGCCGAGCGCGCUCACCACCUACGACGGCCACACCUCCAACGUGACGGCCGUCGGCUUUGAGGCGGACGGCAAGUGGAUGUACACCGCGUCGGAGGACGGCACGCUCAAGCUGUGGGACCUGCGCGCGGCCGGCUGCCAGCGCGAGUACGAGUCCGGCUCGCCGAUCAACUCGGUCGCCCUCCACCCCAACCAGGUCGAGAUUGUCCGCCUCCCCGCAGGCAACAUCCGCGUGUGGGACCUCGCGCAGAACGCGUGCUCGGCGGAGCUCGUCCCGGACGGGGACAAGUCCAUCCAGUCGCUCUCGAUCGCGCGCGACGCCUCCACCCUCGCCGCGGCAUACGUGCGCGGCUCGGUCUUCUUGUGGAGACUCGGC
Emiliania huxleyi CCMP1516 is the source of this 579-nucleotide messenger RNA. RefSeq lists its product as hypothetical. Lineage: Eukaryota; Haptophyta; Isochrysidales; Noelaerhabdaceae. Gene Ontology annotation, molecular function: protein binding. The record is from RefSeq and is a predicted model, not a curated record. Gene Ontology annotation, cellular component: TORC1 complex; TORC2 complex. The transcript has 2 exons. The annotation marks the transcript as partial. Gene Ontology annotation, biological process: regulation of actin cytoskeleton organization; TOR signaling.